AUGCGGGGGCCAUCAUGCCAAGUUAUCGGACCGCUGGCAGCGACCGUCACGGUCCGGCGGCGGUCAUAUGAGAUCCCGGCAGUGACUCGUGAAGGGCCGGGCGUGGGCCUAUCACGCCGGGCCAUCGGCGGAUCAGUUACUGGAGCCAGGCGCCGCGAGUCGGUACAGCCGGGCUACCCGGCGUCACGUAACCCGACUUGCCGAAAAAGGAAAGUCCCAACAGGCAGUGCUAUGCGCGGCAAGGGUACAGGAAGCAAGGAGGAGGGGGCGCGUGCUAGCGUGAGAGAGGGGAGGACAACCAGGGCAAGAACACAGCAAGUGAUCCAGGAUGAAGAGGUUCACACACCUGAAACACCUGCCCCAUCAACCCUCACCCGGGGUACGCCCAUGACUUCUGGAGCAGGCAAGGAGCGUACGGAUGCGAUGCGCCAGAGAAGAUAUCGCUCUCGCACGUUCCCUUCCUCAACACCGGCCGACUCGGACUCCUUGUCUCCGAAUGUCGGCGGGGCCUUCAUUACCCCGCGGUUGCUUUUCAAUCGAGGAUCGAAACGCUCGCAGGAGGACACGUCUUCUUCCCAGGGGAUCAGCAAGAGAGGCAGAACUUCGAAUCCAUCCAGCUCAAAGCAGUCCCCCGAGAAAGUUCCUGAGACCCCUCAAAUAGCACGAGGGCGAAGCCUGUCCAGCGCCGCUCGAUCAUUGGAUUGGAACAAGAAUGAGGUGGAGGACAAGCACACGAUAACCUCUGUGCCGGCCAACAAGUUCUAUGGCGUGUCCAAGGACGAGGAUCUGAAGAGCACUUCGUUCCUUGUGGAGAUCGAUGGAGUUUUCCUUCGCAACGAGAUUUAUCGGGAGAUCAUGGAGAAGGAGCAAGAAUUGGUGAAACAGCGAGCAAAGGUUGAAGAACUCAACAAGAAGGUCUCGGCCGUCAAGGACGGCAAAACCAAGGAGAAUCGCCUCAUGGCGAUGGAGGAGCGGAUGGAGACGUUGGACAUUAUCAAAUCGACGAUCUACAUUGCUCCUGGAGGAAAAGCUGUCCAGGUGCGACCCAUGAUGCAGUCUAUUUCUUCUGUUUGUCCUUUGACUGCCACUAGCUCACGCCCUCUGGCGUUGUGGCCGGCCUGGGGAGUUUUCCAACUGUCAGUGCCAAGUGCUUGA
This is a messenger RNA of Guillardia theta CCMP2712, 1155 nucleotides long. RefSeq lists its product as hypothetical. Lineage: Eukaryota; Cryptophyceae; Pyrenomonadales; Geminigeraceae. Bases 1 to 1155 code for a protein of 384 amino acids. The record is from RefSeq and is a predicted model, not a curated record. The transcript has 5 exons.